CAGCCGUCAGCCAUGGCCAUCACUACGAGGUACAAAACACCGUCUGCCCAUCUCACGCUGUUGGAUUCCUUCUCUGCUUCAUUUCUCACCCCAAUGUGAGUGGUAACAACAUGACGACGGGUGCUCGUCGAGUGUGCACUGCCUUGGCCAGACGACCGCGCCUGCGCACACCUAUGUGAAAGAGAACAACUUCAGCUACAGCAUCAACCUCCAUCUCCAUCUCCAUCUCCAUCUUGGUCGGAAGAAGCGGCAUGCUCAGGUCCUCCAUCUCCGCUUCACUCUCCGCACGAUGUUGGACUGCCACAACUGCCUAGGUACUUGUGACCGCCAUGUCUCCCUGCGAUCGUCCUCCCGCUGUACGGACUACUCCGUCCUGCGUACAUCCGAUGCUCCCCAAAGGCGUGUUCUGUACAUGGCAAUCCCUCCUCCACCCAAUCAUCGAUUCUAUUAGUCAAGCCCGACGUCGCAUCUCGCACAGGCGGCACCACGGCCUAUGACCGAGAUCUCAAAACCCCCCUCUCGUGGCCGGCAAAUGCCCCGGACAUGGCUCGGUGGACAGGUUUAUUCGAUGGAUUCCUUCAGAAUUUUGCCAGUGCCCUGUAAAAAGUGACGAUUCCUCGCCUGACCCUGCUCCUAAUUCCCUUUCCCUGUGUCUCUACUUUUCCUUUCUAUGUUUCUGGGUAAAGGAGAAGGAAGAUGGCAGAUACGGCGCCCAUUGAUGUCGCUGAACCUCGCAGCACUCCUCAAGAGAUUCACCCGCGUCAUGACAAUGAAUCCGAGAAGACGGUCGACAUUGAGGAGAGCCCUUCCACUCUGCCGAAGUUAGACGACUCCCCUCCAGACGGCGGAUAUGGCUGGGUAUGCGUGGCCUGCAAUUUCUUCAUCAAUGGACACACCUGGGGGAUCAACUCCUCAUAUGGCGUCUUUCUCUCCUAUUAUCUUAAUCACAACUAUUUCCCCAAUACCUCCGCGCUGGCAUACGCUUUUAUCGGCGGCCUGUCCAUCUCCCAGGCCAUGCUCAUCGCGCCUCUAGCCACACGUAUCAUCCACCUCUACGGCUCCAAAGUAUGCCUCCACCUGGGCGUCUUUUUUGAAACACUCUCCCUCAUUGGCGCUAGCUUUGCCACGCAGAAAUACCAGAUCAUCCUGGCCCAGGGAUUCUGCUUUGGCUGGGGCAUGGGAUUUUUGUUUGUGGGUUCUGUCGGUAUCAUAGCUCAAUGGUUCACCACGAAACGCAGCGUGGCAAAUUCGAUCGCGGCCGCGGGUUCCGGACUCGGUGGCUUGAUGUAUUCCCUUGUCACUCAGCGGAUCAUUGAUACAAUGGGCCUCCCUUGGGCAUUUCGCAUCCUGGGAAUCUGUUCCUUCGCGGUCAAUUUGACAGCGUCAAACCUCAUCCGUGACCGCAACAAACAAACCGGAUCUCGCCACAAGGGAUUUGACACCAUGAUCCUUCGCAAACCUGAAUUCCUGCUCGUCCAAGGCUGGUCGUGGUUCAGCAUGUUCGGUUACACAAUCCUGCUCUUCUCAUUGCCCGCCUACGCGCGAUCCAUCGGCCUGAGUGCAAAACAAGGCUCGGUUCUGGGGGCAAUCUUGAACCUGGGCCAAAUGCUCGGGCGGCCGUUCAUCGGUCUAUCUUCUGAUCGCUGGGGUCGCAUCAACCUCGCCACAUUCCUCAGUUUCCUGUGUGGCGUUUUCUGCUUCGCAUUCUGGAUCCCUGCCGAGACAGUGUCGUCUCCUAUGGGUCUGUUAUGUUUCUUCGCUAUCGUUGGCGGUGCUCUAGCGGGGACUUUCUGGACGACCAUUGCCCCAGUCGGCGCCGAGGUCCUGGGCCUCCAGGAUUUGCCUGCUGGGUUGUCGCUAACGUGGCUAGUCAUGGUGCCACCCACGACGUGUGCAGAGGCAAUCGCUUUGGAACUUCGACGAAAGAACACGGAUAGCUGGAUAUACCUCCCGCCCCAGAUAUUCACGGCCUUCAUGUACAUUGGUGCGGGACUGUGUUUAUGGGUGGUCAGAGGAUGGAAGGUUGGCGAGUUGAAAUGGAAGGCCCGAGUGGCGAGUGAAAGGGAGCGAAGGCAGGAGAGGAUUCUGCUAGACGAGAAGCAUUCUGUGACGGAGAAAGACGGCACCGGGAAGCCCGAGAUACGGGCCGAGAACGUGCAUGAAAUUGGUCGUGAUGCCGACGAGGUGGAGGUCCAACGGUUCAUGACACGGGAGAUCUGGGGCCCGCGGAACCUCCUCAGGAACAUGGUGGCAUGGCAAGUUGUGUAGAUAUGUAUAGUAACCAGCUGCACAUAGCCCUGUUUGAAAAUUGUCUAGGUGGUCGAAUCAGACUGACCUUG
Cladophialophora immunda is the source of this 2339-nucleotide messenger RNA. RefSeq lists its product as uncharacterized. Gene Ontology annotation, molecular function: transmembrane transporter activity. The coding region runs from base 697 to 2268 and encodes 523 amino acids. The transcript is spliced from 2 exons. Lineage: Eukaryota; Fungi; Ascomycota; Eurotiomycetes; Chaetothyriales; Herpotrichiellaceae. The record is from RefSeq and is a predicted model, not a curated record. Gene Ontology annotation, biological process: transmembrane transport.